AUGUCUUUAUUGAAUGCUUCAGUGACAAUAACUCAGUUUUCCAUAGGUGGUUUUGACACAGUCACAAAGCCUGUGUUAGUUGGUGUGGUGAUACUGAUUACAUAUUUUGUAAUUAUUGUUGCCAAUAUGAUGAAUAUCCUUUUAUUUUUUUGUGACAAGAAAUUACACAAACCAAUGUAUCUUCUGAUCUGUAACCUUGCUGUUGUUGAUAUAGUUUACACCACAAGUGUCAGUCCAACAAUGAUCGGAGUUCUACUUGCUGGUGCUAAAACCAUCUCCUUUGUGCCGUGCAUAAUUCAAAUGAUGGUUCAUCACGUGGGAGCAGUGAUGGAGACGUUUGCUUUAGCAGUUAUGGCAUUUGAUCGAUUGAUUGCUGUUAGUUGUCCUUUUCAGUAUCAGAGUUAUUUGACAAACACACGCAUUGUCAUCCUGACAUGUUUUUUGUGGCUUGUUGCUCUGGUUUGUGUGUCUGUCAUGCCUGUAACUGUGCUUUCUCUCACUCACUGCCGACCACGGCUGAUAUACGUUUUCUGCGACUAUGCUGGCGUAUUGCGAACCACUUGUGGUGACCUUAAUCACCAUUUUAAUGUUAUUACUGUUCUGUCGUUUUUUCUUUUAUUUUUCACCUUCACUUUAAUUUGCCUGUCCUACUUUGUGAUUGUAUUUUAUGUCAAAUUAUCCUCAAAUGUUGACAAAAAGAAAAUGGGGAGCACUUGUUUAAGUCACUUGAUUGUCGUAGUUUGCUAUUACUGUCCUUUAUUUAUCCGUAUUGUCUUGACCAGGAUGGGUGUGGUACUGACUGCUGAGGAACGCCAUGGUUUACAAAUUGGGGCUAUCCUUGGCUCGUCUCUCGUAAAUCCUUUUGUGUACUGUCUUAAUACAAAAGAAAUUAAAUGUAAGAUUUUUAAGGUAUUCAACAUUGUUGCAUCAUCUCAGUAG
Molecule: messenger RNA, 939 nt
Organism: Acanthochromis polyacanthus (spiny chromis)
Lineage: Eukaryota; Metazoa; Chordata; Actinopteri; Pomacentridae
Product: olfactory receptor 13G1-like
Exons: 1
Coding region: 1-939 (312 amino acids)
Biological process (GO): G protein-coupled receptor signaling pathway
Cellular component (GO): membrane
Molecular function (GO): olfactory receptor activity; G protein-coupled receptor activity
Source: RefSeq, a predicted model, not a curated record